CCAAGAAGAUGACCCGGCUCCAAGCCCUUGCGUGGGUGGGGAUCGCAAGGCGCCGACACGAGGGGCGCUGGAUCCCUCUGGGUACCCCACCAGUAAAUCUUCCUCCCGCCUUCAUUGAACUCGGGGGGCAGCUCCCCUGGGACCGAACAGCCCCCUCCUCUCCUCACCAUGCAACCAGGGCCAGAAGGAAAGGUGGAGAGAUGAAAGGAAGGUUCGCGAAGUGCCGCUGGGCCGCCCCCUCAUCCCACCCCACCCCAUCCCCUCCCACCCUCUCCCCGCCCCCAGGGCCGCGGGGCCCGCGCCCUCCUCCCGCGGGUAAUCGUCCGGCCAAGUGGGCGCGUCCCGCCCGGGCCGCCGGGAUCUGGUGUCCGCUGCAGCUGGCAGUGCGGCGGGCGCCGGCACCGGCACAAUCGCCGACGGCGUUGGCUAUUAAUAACACUCCGGGCGAGCCCGGGGUCGCGCAGCCAUGGCCAGCCCGGAACCCCUGCGCGGCGGGGACGGCGCCCGGGCCUCGAGGGAACCACACACCGAGGCGAGUUUUCCUCUUCAGGAGUCAGAAUCCCCGAAGGAGGCCAAGACCUUUAACCCAGAGGCCACUCUGUCUUUGGAGGGGACUGUGAACCUAGAGGACAUUCUCUAUCUGGGGGCAUCGGGGGACUUUGAAGAGAGUUUUUAUGAGGAAGAAUAUGAGAAGCCAGCACUGACACUGUUUAUCGACGAAUCGAGGCAGCCAGACGAGGCGCUGGGCCUAGAAGAGCCCGUGCGCCCAGAGGAGAUGCUGUCUGUGGAGGAAUCCGUGACGCCAGAUGAGGUGCAAAUUUCAGAGCAGCCUGUGGAGCCAGCUAAGAGCCCAACUGCUUGUGAGGGAGAAAUGGUGGCCACGGAGGGAAGCCUGCCUGCUCAACCGAUUCCCAACACCGAGGAGGAUCCCCUCAGCGUGGAGGACCUGGAGCGGCUGGAAGCUCGUUUCCAGCAGUGUGUACAAGCCGUGUCCCAGCUGGAAGAGGAGAGGGACCAGCUAAUCCACGAGCUCGUGCUACUCCGGGAGCCAGCCCUGCAGGAGGUGCAGCAAGUCCACCAGGACAUCCUGGCUGCCUACAAGCUCCACGCACAGGCAGAGCUGGAGAGGGACGGGCUCAGGGAGGAGAUCCGGACGGUGAAGCAGAAGCUGUUCAAGGUGACCAAGGAAUGCGUGGCUUACCAAUACCAGCUGGAGUGCCGUCAGCAGGAUGUGGCUCAGUUUGCCGACUGCAGGGAAGCGCUGACCACUCGGGCAGCCCAGCUCUCGGAAGAACUGACCCAGCUCCGAGAUGCCUGUCAGAAGCAGAAGGAGCAGUUACAGCAACAACUAGAAGCACCCCCGACCCAGAGCGAUGGGCACUUUCUCCAGGAGAGCCGACGGCUGUCGACACAGUUUGAAAAUCUCAUGGCCGAGAGCCGCCAGGGCCUGGAGGAGGAGUAUGAGCCUCAGCUGCUCCGGCUCCUGGAAAGGAAAGAGGCCGGGACCAAAGCUCUACAGGACACCCAGGCGGAGAUCCAGGAGAUGAGGGAGGCUCUGCGACCCCUGGAAGCAGAGGCCCGGCAGCUCCAACUUCAGAACAGGAACCUGGAGGACCAGAUCACGCUCGUGAGGCAAAAACGCGAUGAAGAGGUUCAACAGUACAGGGAGCAGCUGGAGGAGAUGGAGGAGAGACAGAGGCAGUUGCGCAGUGGGGUGCAAGUUCAGCAACAGAAGAACAAGGAGAUGGAGCGGCUGAGGAUGAGCCUUGCUGAAGAGCUUUCCACAUAUAAGGACUGUUUAGAAAUAUAUGGUCGGACCUGUAGCCCAGAAACAAGAAAACAUUUAUUAAAGGAUCACUAGGAUGGACUUUCCCCCAACAGAUAAGAGUACCAGCACUGGCAAGCAAUUCACCCUGUAAAAGUACAAACACUGGCUGUUUUGCCUAAAAAUAUUUUAGGUUGGCUGGAAGCAGAAUCCCAGUCAACUUUUUUUGUAGGCUGCUGGUACUGAUUUCAGUGUACUAUGGAAGGGAAAAAGAGCCUUUUAUCUUCCAGCAGAACCCUGAGUGAUGGAUGCAUCACCAUACCCUGAACUAUCGUGAAGAAUGUUAUGGAGUGCUUUGUGCUGACCCAAACCAAGAACGUCUGAGGGAAAAUGUUGGGGUCAAAGGGCAGCCAAUUUCUGCUAUAUGGAUCCACAACUUUGUGCUACAGGUAUUAGAUUUUAAGACUCUGCUCACAAAGCCAUCUUCCCCUUCAAGUCUACACUCGUAUUUUACUCUUAAAAUAGUGUCAAAUUAAAAAACACCAAAAAAACAAACCACUACCACCACCACCACCAGACCCCACUUAUAUAUAGCCCCAAGUGGCCUAGAACUCACUCUUUAGACAACGUUGGCCCUGAACUCUGCUGGGAUUAAAGGAAUGGCAUGCUUUUUUUUGAGACCAGGUCUCAAGUCGUCUAGGCUGGUCUCUAACUUCUGUGGGUCAGGAUGACCUUGAACUUCUGGUCUUGCCUCUACCUCCCAACUGCUGAGACUCCAGGUGUGUGUGCACUGUCAGCCAUGACCCAAGACACACCCCACCCCUCCUGUCCUGGACCUAACUCACGGAAACCUACAAGCUCUAGGAUUAAAAGUGCACAUCCCAUAUCCAGCUUGAUAAUUUGUACUACAUGCCAGCGUAAUCACAAGUUCUAGGCAUCACUUCAGAUCUGGACCAGACACUUCAUUACCCAAACUUUCCCAAAGCCAUAAAUGGUUCUGAGGUGAGAGUCAUCUAGUCAGUCCAAGCAAAAGCAGGUUUGCUUGUUUUUUUUUUUUUUUUUUCCCCUUUCGCCAGUUAUCACCAAGUGGUAAUAAAGGCACUGACUCUUAAGUCUAUACUUUAAAAGUAGGGGUUCCAAUGAAAAACACUCAUCAGAUACAAGCUCUCUGUAAACAGUUCAAGUGUGUUUUAAAUUUAAACUCUGCCUUAAGCUGUCUAUCACACUGCCUUUGAGAUUCUUGGAAACCUAUGUAGCUCUCGGGAGAAGACUUCAAGAAUAUGUAAUUUUACCAAGGCUAGUUUGUGUACUCUAUUCAGUAAUGUCUUCAAUUUCCCUGACUGGAGUAAAGCUCUCUUUUAUCUAUG
Molecule: messenger RNA, 3132 nt
Organism: Mus musculus (house mouse)
Lineage: Eukaryota; Metazoa; Chordata; Mammalia; Rodentia; Muridae
Gene: Sync
Product: syncoilin
Exons: 4
Coding region: 467-1861 (464 amino acids)
Cellular component (GO): perinuclear region of cytoplasm; intermediate filament
Source: RefSeq, a predicted model, not a curated record